AUGCCUGAUAUUGUAGUUGUCCAUCAAUUGAGCAACGGUUUGGCCGUGCCGCGCCCCGGGGAUGCGGGAGUAUCAAUGAACUCCAACUUGAGCGGGCUCUCAGGGCCUACCUUGGUCCAUAGCAGUUUGAGAACGGUGAUUGGGCAGUCAGAGCGUGCUGGACCAGAUUCACUGGUUGCGAAGGAGGAAGACCCUCUUCAGAUCUUGAACGAUGAGCUCAAGGUUGCCAAUGCUAUCAAGGAGGGAGCGGAGAACAUGCUCCAGGUGCCUCUGACAGAUGCGCUGCGAGUACAGGUGGAGACCGAGCUCGAGAAUGCGAAGAACCAAAUCAGUGCACUCACUAAGACGAUUGAGACGCACUCGUCACGAGGGACUCGUAAGAAGAGCAAUGAAUCCUCGAAAGGCAGAUUCGGGUUCGGUAGACCACCUGCUCUACGUCCGAAACGGCCAUCUGACGCUGCGGACCGAGACGAUUUCCGAUUUGCUAUGCAGCAAGCCGUUUCUACACUUACUACUCUAGCGUCGUUGACCCGACACCCUGCUGUAACAAAGUCUCCCGCGUCCUUGUCUCCCUCGGCUUCUCCGUCAGGCUCCAAUUUGUCCAAACCGACGGUCAUGGACAUCGUCGAGUUGGAUCGCGCUAGAGUGAAUGCAAUGACCAGCCUCGUUGGUUUACUCCAGCGCAAUCUUCGCGUCCGAUAUGAAUUAGAUAUUGCUGGAGUGGUUCAAGCCGUGUUGCCUUCGCUUUCGGAUCGCUCGACCAAAUGGUGUCGAGCAACCGCGUACAGGCUCAUCAGACAUGCACUGGUAGAUGCGCAUACGGUGGAGCGUCUUCGGGAGCAAAAGCUCGAUUGGUACAUUAUUAAGUCACUUGUUCGAGACAACAAAUUCGCGGUAGAGAAAGAACAAGUCAUCAAGCUCAUCCGCACCAUUGUCGAGAUCGGAUCGCAGCGACGGGUGCCCGACUCCACGGUCGGCUCUGGCGUAGUUCCCCUCUCAACCGCAGUCAUGCAUGCGCUGAUUGCAGUGGCGGAGUCGGUGGACGACCCAUUCAGGCCAAUAUCCAUACAGACGCUGACCGAGAUAUUGCUAAUCGACAUUGACCUCAUGGCAAAAACCGGCGGGAUACGGACGCUCCUUCACGCUAUGGCUGAGGGUCCCCCGGAGAUGGCGUCGCUCCUCGCUUCUGCUUUUCUGCAUAUCGUGGAUUCGCCUCGAACAAGAGUGUACCUCCAUCCCGGGAUUGACCUAGAGAUUGCGCUUUCUGGAGUCAUAGAUGCAUAUGGCAAGGGUCCAGAAAAUGCAGAGCGGAUGCGGGCGUGUGCUCGGCUCAUAACAUCUAUGUUGAAGACAUGGAGCGGCCUCAUGUACUUCUGCGUGCAUGAUAAGCUCGCCAUCCGCACCUUGAUAGAUGGGCUUCGAAUACCUUCCCUCGAGACACGGGAAAUCCUCAUUGAUAUGUUCUUUGACCUCUUAAAUAUCAGGCCGCCUGAAUGGCAUCAAGCCUUUAUCGAUGGUCGACGACUAACAAUGUACCGAAAGGCACAGCCCGUGGACCAAAACAAACUUCCUGAACAGAAGCCACCGCCUACUUUGAAAGUCACAGAUCAGUACAUUGCCCUGCUAAUUCAAGUCUUCUCGAGAGCAGGCUUAUUGGACGCCUUGACGUCUAUGCUAGAAGAGAGCGCCGUCGGAUCUAUCUUGUCCCGCAAGGCAGUUCUACUGAUGGCGGAAGUGUUGCAAACAGCGAACCGCGUACUACCUUUGUCGAUUGCGGCGUCGCUACAGGCCUUGCCUCACGUGUUCAACCUAGCAUCAGAAUAUACUUCUGGUGAACACCGGAUAGUCGGUACCUCAGCACUUUCAUCCCUCGACAGUUUCAAUCGACACCAGGCACGCAUCAAUCCACUUGCGGCUGUGGAGAAAGAUUGUAUCCGACCUAGAGCCAAUUCUGUUGAAGAGAUGUUGCGACGUCCAAGACAGCUGGAGCAGCAGAAGGUUAAGCAAGCAUUCGCUAUGGAUGACAAGACAUUCCAGUCCCUCCUGCUGGAGACACAGGUCAUGCUCACAAAAGAUCUGACAAAGUGGAACCAUGAUGUUCUUGCUGAGCUCAUAGAAGGACCGCUUCUCAACCCUAAGCGAAUGGAGGAGGCCAUCCGUGUAUCGCGGUACAUGCGAAAGCUCGUGUCCUUCUUCCAUCCGUUCAGCGAUCGAUUCUCGAAGCUGGCGAAGACCAAGGCAAACAUCCGUUGGGUCCGGCUGGGAUGUGCACUCCUUAAUACAUUGUUAUCGACUAGUGAAGGCAUUCGGUUCCUCGCUGAAGACGAGCUGCUGGCCCAGAUUGUCAAGGGUUUUGCACAGCUUGAUCCUUUCAACAGCGUACCAACCUCGGAGCCGAUCUUCUCGAAGAAACGGAUGCAAGAGACUUUGACGUAUGGCUAUUUCGAGAUGCUUGGGGUAUUGAGUAAACGCAAAGAGGGCCUCGAGCUCCUCGAGAAAUUCAAGCUGUUCACUGCUUUCUACCACCUGAGCGAAUUGCGAAGCCGAGAAGACCUCACCAAGGGGAUUAUUGAAAAUUUGGAUUAUGGCAUCGACGGGCAUUCGCGCAUCGUGUUCUCAAAGGCUCUCACUUCAAGUUAUAAGCACAUACGCCUCUUCGCCACCAAUCACUUAGGCUCCCUAAUACGUGCCUCGACGACUGCGAACGCGUGGACAUUGCGUUUGUUAUUGACACAGCUCUACGACCCGGCUUUUGAAGUUCGCGAAGUUGCUGUGCGCUAUCUAGAGGAGGCUUGCGAGGCGCCAGAUGUCCUGCAAAUGGUGGUAGAGAUGCAACCCACCCUGGAGCAUCUCGGCGAAAUGGGACAUGCCCUAAUGUUGAAGUUCAUGUCGACUCCAACUGGUUUCCGCUUCCUCUACGCUGCUGACUAUAUUGACCGCGAGAUGGACUUGUGGUUCCAUGAGCGAAACUUACAGUACGCGACAUACAUGGAAAUCUUCCUCGCAAGGGCCUUCAGUGCAGUCAACAACGAUGACCAGGAGAAGCCCUUAACUCUUGAAGCAUCCGUUCCACCACAUUUCUAUGGCGUCAUGGCCAAGACAGAACUAGGGUACCACGUACUUCAAGAGAAGGGGCAUUUUGUCGAAUUUGCACAUUUCAUUCGGCAGCAUGGCAUGGAGUGCUUGGACCACGAGCGCAUAAUGAAACUUAAGAGUAUCCUAUGGGCGGUAGGGAAUAUAGGGGCUACUGAGGGCGGACUGCCUCUGCUGGAAGAGGAAGAGAUCAUUCCGGCUAUCAUGGAUAUCGCGGAACGCUCAUUGGUUCUCUCAGUGCGAGGAACGUGUUUCUUUGUCCUCGGUCUGAUCUCAUCUACGCCUCAAGGAGCGGAGAUAUUGGAUGACUAUCACUGGGAAGCCACACUCUCACCCCUUGGAAUGCCGACCGGGCUGUGCGUUCCUGUGGAUGUAGACAAAUUCACGGACAUUCCGUCUUGGGAAUGUGUAACCCGGGAAGGGGCAGAUGUCAUCCGUCUAGAACCUCCGAAAUCAGUAGAAGAGACUGAGGUCAUGACGGCAAUUUACAAUCUCGCAAACACAGUCAUCGCAAACACGGCGUCACGAUCGCUUGCGAAGAUGAAAUCUCUCCCGGAGUAUCGCGACAUCUUCGGCUCACCCAGCACGCUUUAUCGUGCCUUGCAUACCAUAUCGUCACAGAAAUAUCGGCUGCCGGUCCGCCGAUUUAUUCUGGACCUCUUUAGCCUGGAGCUGGAUACCGAGCUUGCCACUAAGCUAUCCGAAUGUGCUGACGCCCUACAGAUGAAGCCCUCUGCGAAGCCCGCCCGUCCCGGCCUGACCAGGAUCAUUAGUAUGGUCGGUCGCCCCAGCAACAAGCAGCGGGCAUCGGACAGUGACGAAGACGACUCCAGUGAGGAUCGACAGGCGGUUGUUGCGGAGAGGCGCCCUGUCAUGAGUCUUCGUCCUGUCAGCCGUAUCGUUGGAUUUGAGGAGAACAGUUGA
Molecule: messenger RNA, 4017 nt
Organism: Postia placenta MAD-698-R-SB12
Lineage: Eukaryota; Fungi; Basidiomycota; Agaricomycetes; Polyporales; Adustoporiaceae
Exons: 28
Coding region: 1-4017 (1338 amino acids)
Biological process (GO): TORC2 signaling
Cellular component (GO): TORC2 complex
Source: RefSeq, a predicted model, not a curated record